UUUAUAAGUUGGAUCAUUAGGCAUCUUUCAAAAAAUAGUAUGACAGACAAUUUUAGGUAUUAUGUAGCUAAGCUUGCUAAGAUAAAGAAACUGGCAAUGUGCUCUCAAUAAUAUUAUGUGGGGAUAAUGUUGGUGUAGUGGCCCCUCAACAAAAUUAUUGUACCAAAAGAUUUCAGUUAUCUUAGUACACGAGAGGGAUUGAUCACCUACAAAGCAAACAAAAUAAUAAGUAAACAAACAUGUGAGGAACAAAAGAGGACCUGUGCUUGAGGGGUUGCUUUUAAACAUUCACCACAUCCUUUUAUUUGGCAUCUUAAUCUAUAGCUACUCUCUUCUUCUUCUACCAUUUAACACUUGUUUACAACAUGGUGGAGACAUGGUCAAGAUAAAGAAGAGGAAGAGGAAGAAGAACAAGGAAGAGAAAAGAAGCAAGCCUCUGGAGCCACAGGAAUGUUGGGGGUUGAUCAUGAAACUUCACCACCAUCUGCUGCCAUAAAGAAAGAGCUGCUCUCCACUACCAUGAAGAGAACCAGUGAAUGGUCCUGUUUCUUUUCCUUGAUACUAUCCCAGGAGGUCCCCAGUGAUAUCACAGUCCAUGCUGGAGGAGCCACUUUCGCCUUACACAAGUUCCCUCUGAUCUCCAAGUGUGGUUACAUAAGGAGGUUAGUGUCUGAGGCCAAUGACUCAAACAUCUCACUAAUCGAAAUCCCAGAUGUUCCUGGCGGUGCUGAAGCAUUCGGAUUUGCGGCAAAGUUUUGUUAUGGGAUAAAUUUUGAGAUCACAACCGAGAACAUUGCCAUGCUUCGAUGUGUUGCAGAGUACUUAGAAAUGACAGAGGACUAUGUAGUUGGAAACCUUGUGAGCAGAACAGAGAUCUUCUUGGAGGAAGUAGCAUUGAUGAGCCUUCCAGAUGCAGUCACUGUCUUACACAAAUCGGAGGAACUACUUCCCAUGGCCGAGAAGGUAAAAUUAGUAAGCAGGUGCAUCGAUGCGGUAGCAUAUAUAGCCUGCAAGGAUAGCCAUAUAUGUAUACCCUCAGGGACUGAAAACAGCCAUGGCAGCUUGUAUUCAGGAUUACAACCAAAGGCAAUCUUGGAUUGGUGGGCAGAGGAGUUGACAGUUUUGAGGAUUGAUACCUUUCAAAGAGUUCUCAUGGCAAUGAAAGCUAGGGGCUUUAAAGAGUAUGCUCUUGGACCAGUAAUUAUGCUCUAUGCACAGAAGUCUCUGCGAGGUUUGGACAUAUUUGGAAGGAGGAAGAAGAAAAUUGAGCCAAGAAAAGAGAAUGAGAAAAGGGUAGUGCUGGAGACAGUUGUUAGCCUUUUGCCAGGAGAAAGGAAUGCAAUGUCGGUCAGCUUUCUCUCAAUGCUUCUAAGAGCAGCAAUAUAUCUCGAGACAACAGUGGCUUGCCGGCUUGAUCUAGAGAAGAGAAUGGGCUUGCAAUUAGAACAUGCAGUAUUGGAUGAUCUAUUGAUUCCUUCAUUUUCCUACAAUGCUGAUACAAAGUUUGAUGUUGAUACAGUUCGAAGGAUCUUUAUGAACUACCUUGAACAUAAGGUAGAUGGAAGCCGCUUUAGUUAUACCAUGGAUGAUGGCCAUGUUUCUUCACUGCCUGGUGACAUAGAGAGGGUCGGUAGGCUUAUGGAGAGCUACCUUGCAGAGAUUGCUUCUGAUCACAACUUGACCAUUGCAAGGUUUAUAAGCCUUGCCGACCUUAUUCCAGAACAAUCAAGGGUCAUUGAAGAUGGAAUGUACAGAGCAAUUGAUAUAUACUUGAAGUCUCAUCCAUCUUUGAGCGACAUGGAAAGGAGAAAAAUUUGCAGCUUGAUGGACAGCCAGAAGCUCUCAAGAGAGGCCUGUGCCCAUGUAGCUCGGAAUGAUAGGCUUCCGGUGCCGAUCGUUGUUCAGGUGCUUUAUUAUGAGCAGCAACGCCUUAGAGAUGUUACGAGUGGAAACUUGAUUGGUGGAGAAUCUCCUGCUUUAUCCCAGAAAGCAACUUCAUAUGGUAUUGGAUAUCACAAUGCCCCAGAUGAGCUUUCGCGCUUGCGAAGAGAAAAUGAUGACCUGAAACUGGAAUUGGUCAGAUUGCGAAUGCAGUUAAAAGAAAUUGAAAAAUCUUCAGGAAAUAUAGCUGCUGCAGACAAGCCUCCAUUACCAAAGAAGUCGUUCAUUCAUUCUAUAUCGAACAAGCUUGGGCACCUUUUCGCCUUCAUGCAUUCUGACACUGUAAAACUUCUCUCUGACAAAACCAGGAGAAAGCCACCCAAAGUCCUGAGGCAUUCAAUCUCUUGAUACAUGAUUCUGGUUAAAAGUGAAUAUGUUGCACUUCUUUAAAUUAGGGGCUUCACUUUUUGUCUCUUCCUUCAUGUAAAUAUGAUACAAGUUGUCUUUUAAAUGAGUUUCAGUAACUUUGAUCUUUAUCUA
Molecule: messenger RNA, 2421 nt
Organism: Elaeis guineensis (African oil palm)
Lineage: Eukaryota; Viridiplantae; Streptophyta; Magnoliopsida; Arecales; Arecaceae
Product: BTB/POZ domain-containing protein SR1IP1
Molecular function (GO): protein binding
Source: RefSeq, a predicted model, not a curated record